This is a messenger RNA of Stegostoma tigrinum, 410 nucleotides long. RefSeq names its product transmembrane protein 169-like. Lineage: Eukaryota; Metazoa; Chordata; Chondrichthyes; Orectolobiformes; Stegostomatidae. The record is from RefSeq and is a predicted model, not a curated record. Bases 88 to 393 code for a protein of 101 amino acids. The transcript is spliced from 2 exons.
GCAUGUGCAAGCCAGGUUGUGACAUCAUUAUGGGAAGCAAUAAUGCCUUGUCUAUAAUGUGACUUAACAACUGAAGUUUACACCAAGAUGCCUCAAAACAACAUCAGUGUGGAGCAAACAGCUCAUGGGACCCACCAAAGUUUGCCACACAAAUGUGUGCACAUGACUGGGAUAUUUGAAAAGGAAGGUGAAGCUACCAUGGAGCGGAAGAAGAAAAAGAAGAAAGAGCCAAGACCAGAGUCAAUUAUUAUCUAUCGCACAGGAGGCGAGAAGAUGGAAGAAGACCAGCAUGACCCAGACACCACAGCCAAGAUCACAGAGGAGCAGACUAACUUUCUGUGUCCUCCUAGUGUAGAAGGCUUCUUCAGGCUGUUGAUCGCAGAUGUUGUGUAACUGAUUCAAAAUAAAGC